UUUAGCUGCUGAUUAUUAUUCUUAUUUAUCCUUAUUAUUUAUUUUAUUUGUUUUUCUUCUUUAAAUACUUCUUUUCUUUCUUGUCUACCAGAAGACCUUGACUAGUCAUCAUGAAUCUUAUUUGUCUUGCACAUGCUCUGAGCUCUUCCAUUGCUGCUCAUUCUCAACACAGCUCACAGAGACGUGGCUUUCUGCACCAGUUGCUCUCAUCACAUUAGAUGGUCGGGAAGGUGGGCUGCUGAGAUGUAAUGAAUGGGUCUUCCUCCAGCACGCUUCAUGCCUCUCCUCCACGUGUGCACAGCCAGCUCAUGAAUGACUGCGACACAUCCCUGAACUCACUCUGCAUCUCAACUUUGAAGAACUGAUGGAUUUAAAGAGGGUGCUGUCCUUCCCUCCCUAUCCAGGAGACUACCUGCACCCAGUUGUUUAUGCAUGCACGGCAGUUAUGUUGCUCUGCCUGCUGAUAUCGAUAAUGACAUACAUUAUACACCACAGUGUAAUCCGAAUCAGCAAGAAAGGAUGGCACAUACUACUGAAUGUCCUCUUCCACACUGCCAUGACGUUUGGGGUGUUUGCAGGAGGCAUCAAUCAGAUCAAGUACCCAGUUGUCUGUCAAGUGGUUGGCAUCAUUUUGCACUACUCCUCUCUCUCCACCAUGCUUUGGCUGGUGCUCACUGCCAGGAAUACUUGUAGUGAAGUCUCCAAGGCUCCACCCCUUCCUCAGGACAGGGAUCCACCCACACAACCUCACCCCAAAUUCACCAUAUUCAGAUUUUAUCUGUUCAGUAGUGGGAUCCCCAUUGUCAUUGUUGGGGUCACAGCUGCCAUUAGCCUGGAUAACUAUGGGAGCAGAGAUGAUGCCCCUUAUUGUUGGAUGGCAUGGGAGCCCAGUCUGGGAGGCUUCUAUGGACCCACUGCAUUCCUGGUCCUGGUCAUGUGUAUGUAUUUCCUGUGCACAUUUGUGCAGUUGAAGCGGCACCCAGAACGUAAGUAUGAGCUGAAGGCCAUGACAGAGGAGCAGCAACGUCUGGCCACUGCAGAAAUCGGUCACUGCCAUGCUGCCAGUGGAGAACCUGGAGAACAGGGGGACCAUUCAGGUUGCACAGCCAUUACUGCCUCCAUGCUUGCCAAUGAGCACUCCUUCAAGGCUCAACUGCGGGCCACUGCUUUCACAGUCUUACUGUUCCUGGCCACGUGGGCCUUCGGGGCAUUGGCUGUGUCACAGGACCAUUAUCUGGACAUGAUAUUUAGCUGCUUAUAUGGGGCAUUCUCAGUCACACUGGGACUUUUUCUGCUUAUUCAGCACUGUGCUAAACGAGAUGAUGUGUGGCACCGCUGGUGGGCCUGCUGUCCUUCUAAACCAAAAUUGGAUGUGAAUGGAGAGGCAGCAGGAAGUACUGAAAUUAAAAGUCACCUUGAGGUAAAGCAACCUUAUGCAGGUAAACCUUUACUCUCCCCCCACCUUCUCCCAUCCUCACCCCACUGUAAUCCGAGCUCCCUGCCCACAGCUCAGAUCCCCAUGAACCAAUACUGCUCCACUUUGUAUAGCUCUUCUCCAGUGCUAGAAGGCUCAGCUCAUUCCCUGUCUCUCCCUGAUGAGUUACCCCGCCCCUCCCUGCCUCUGCAGAGCUGCCUGAAGGACAGGACUAAGUCACGCUCAUUCAGUCGGCCACGGCCCUGCCUCAGGGACUACACCUUACACAUGGCUUCGACCAGCUUGGAUGGAAGUGUGCACAGCUCCCACCUGGAUAGCCCUCACAGCAUGCACUUAGAAAAUCCCAUCACUUGUCAUACCUCACACUUGGAGAGCCGGCUCUCCUGCCAUAGCCCUCAUCUGGACAACCAGCUGCACUGCACCAGCCCUAGCAUCCACAUGGAAAGCCACAGAACACACCUGGACAGCCAGCUGCCUUGUCACGAGGGACACACCUGCCAUAGACACAUGUGCUGUGCCAAGGCAGAAUCUUUCUCUAGUGUCUGCUGUCCCAUAACAGACCCUUUUUCUGGUGCUUCCCAGGGAGAAGAUACCAGCACAGAUUCCCUGAUACACAGCGGCACCAAAAUGACCAAUAAAGAAGAGGACAUUAUGUUGCACUUGGAUAUCCCUCCUCCCCGGGCCACUGUGCCAAGCUCUCAGGCUACUAUCAGCAGGAAGGGCACUCUCAGCCAGAGAGGGAUGCUGAGCCACAAUAGCAGCCUGCAUGAGGACUAUGUGGUCAGCCCUGAUUCCACAGGUAACAUUAGGACAGGGCCAUGGAAAAAUGAAACCACUGUGUAGCCCUGAAUAAAUAUCCAGUUUCUUCCCUGAGUUAAACUACUACUAAACUACUGUGUAGUCCCAGGGCUGUAAUCCAAAGCACCUCUGAAUAAAACUACUGUGUAGUCCUUCCACUAUGACUUUCACCUGCACACUCCCCAAGCCUUCACAUAACCACUAAAUAAGACUUUGUGGAAUUGUUUAUUUGUUUAGGUUUCACACAACUGGCUAUUCACCAUCAAUACACCUGCGUGCAUCAUGUUUAUCUUUUUGUGCCACUUGAAAUAGUCCCAACAUACAUAAAUGUACAUUUAAGUGUUCUAGACUGAGGUUCCUAAUGACUUUAGUGUGAGUGAAUGUGUGUUUGAGUGCAUAUGUUCAUGUUCAUACCUACAUAUUUGUAUGUGGUAACAUGCAUUCUAGAGUCAGGAUAUCAGUUAAAAAAAAUUUAAGUGGUGCAAGGAGUGACUUUUUCAGCAUAAAUCACCCUGCACUAGGAGGUUAUGUGUGUGAUUAAAUAAAACUAACUGGGAACCUAUGGAGUAACUACAAAGUAAAUCAAGUCAAAAAUAAUUUUCAUGGGUCAGAUCAUGUUAGAUUUGCCAAAAUAUAAGACAAAUAUUGCACAACCUUGAGUGAACCUGACCAUCCUUGAUGAUGGAGUAAAUCUGACAGUUAUUGCUGAUGAAGAUGGUCAUGUAGCAACAAAAAUCAAUAUUAAGCAGCCUAAAAAGCAAAUAAUCAUAGUCUUCAGUAAGUUACCAUGGUGACAGAUAAAGAGAUGUACCAACCAGCAUGAGUUCUUAUAAAUUGCGCAUUGUUUUUUCUGCAAAUCAGCCCAAAUCCUUUGUGAUUUACAGAUUGAUCUGCUGUUUUAUGUGGCACUGAUUUUGUCAUGCAUAUUUAUUAAUAAUAGAAAUAAUAGUGUGUGUGGUGGACACAUUAGUUGUUAACAACCAUAAACCAAGCUGCUGAACAUCAGCAGUUAUUAGAUGCUUGAUUUGUCAGCCACCACAUUCCCAAAGACUUAAUUCCCCAUGUUUACUUCUUUAUUAUUUAUCAGUCUCAGCCCAACUGAUUUUGUCAAUCAACUGAGUACAGAAACUGACAUGAAGGAAGAUCUUGCCUGAAAUUAAUGCUUAAUGUGAGGCAUUAACUAAAAUAACAGUAACAUUAAAACUAUGAAAAAAAGUAUUUGUCACAAUCAUAGGGAAUAUGGCAGUAACCACAUUUCAGAGCUCAUAUCUAGUGUGGAAUUGCAAUCUGUCACACAAAAACCACCACAUUAAUUCUGUGAGAUAUUAUCUGGCUUCGGGUAUCUAAUAUGAAUUACAAUGAAAUCACAUGUCAGAGUUGAUUAUUUGGAACAGUCUAUCCACUGUUUUUGUCAUGUUGUGUUUCUCUGUGAGCUCAGGGAUCAUGUCUAAUUUUUUCACCAGUUAAGCCACAUAUACUGUAAAUGCAUGCGGUUACCUCCUACACCUUGUUUACCACAGAACGGGUCACUAAAAGCAAAGCAAAAAUAGGAAAAAAAACACUAUGUCUUAAUCUUACAUUUAAGUCUACAGAUUCAAUCAACAUGCCAUGUACAUUACUUUGAGUUCUGGAAAAGGAAAUGAAAUUUGUCCACCUGUAUUUUGAUCUGUCUGUCAAUCAGUAUGUACAUCGACAUUUUUUUGAUAGAACACAAAGUGCUGCAUUGCUGUUUGGACAAAACACGAUAUUUAUGUUGUGACCUAACUCAAAGUCGGCUGUUGAUUAUUUUAUACAUUUGCCACUUUUUCCAAUAAAUGUAUUUGAUCACCAUGUACAAAUUCCUCCAUUCUCUCUCUAGUGGUAUAUUUGUUCAAUUUGGGAGCCUUCAUACAAUUUGAUCUGAAGGUCAGAGUGUUCACCACAUUCAUGGCCCCUUUUUGGGGUUUGUGCUCAUAAUUGUUGUCUGUGCCUCAAACCCCAGCAUCAUGUAGGUUUGGACAGUUCCCUCUACACUGCAUCUCACCCCCUUUCAUGCCUUCUCUUGUCAAAGGCUGGUGCAAUAGGAAUCAUGAAAUAAGGGAAAAGUCCUUUACAGCAUUUAAAGCUUUCCAGCUCAAUUAAUAUUUAAUACUGAGUCCUUGCUCAGACACUUGCAGUAGCACCCCAUAAAACCCUGUUGUUUAACUGAAAACAUCUAAGUACUUUCUAGAUAAACCUAUAAUGGGUAUAGUUACUGCAAAUCAAUGACAAAAGGUGAGAGUAAGAGAUAAAGAGCUUUCAGAAUGUGGCUCUGAUAGCAGAAACAUAAAUCCACUCAAACUACACAACAAAUCUGCAUGGCUUUGUGAAGGGAAAGGGCUGAGUUCACUGAACUAGCGCUGGGUGGUGUCAUUAAAAUGUUCCACAGAGAUAAGGGCUUUCACUUCAUAUCAUAUCAGCAUGGCAGGGGCUGCUAAUGCUCCCCACUGCCAUCUGCUGUUCUGAGUCAACGCUGUUGUGACAAGCUUCAGGUCAAUUAUUUAUUUGUGUGACAGUUUCAGAAUGUGAACUGUUGGCUGGGUGCUACAUAGCAGCGUCUCUUUGUUUUUUGGACACUAUAACUCAGUUUUACCAAACUGAAUAUGAUCCUACUCUAUUAUCACCUACUCUAUUAUUAUGCCUGUCCAAAUAAAACCAACCAAACAGGCAAUAUAGCAAGUCACAUACUGUGGCAGCUAUUUGAAUUUCAAAGCCUGCUACAGUAACCUCACUCCACCUUUUAUUUAUUUAAAUCCUAUUUUUAUACAACAGAAAAGAAGCUAUUCAAACUCUAUGAUGCACUAUGAUGUAAAAAAAAAAAAAAAAAAUGAAACCAAGAUAAAUCAUAUUAGAGAUUUUUCCACCCUAUUGUGAUA
Pangasianodon hypophthalmus (striped catfish) is the source of this 5127-nucleotide messenger RNA. It is a transcript of the gene adgra1a, whose product is annotated as adhesion G protein-coupled receptor A1a. Lineage: Eukaryota; Metazoa; Chordata; Actinopteri; Siluriformes; Pangasiidae. Gene Ontology annotation, biological process: G protein-coupled receptor signaling pathway; cell surface receptor signaling pathway. The record is from RefSeq and is a predicted model, not a curated record. Gene Ontology annotation, molecular function: G protein-coupled receptor activity. Gene Ontology annotation, cellular component: glutamatergic synapse; postsynaptic density; plasma membrane.